CUGGAGAGAUGGUUUCUUUAAAAUGAGUAAGAAAGGCGAAGAAAGAAAGGAAAAAGAAAGAGCAUUCCUUGAGAAUGGAAGCAAGGUACUGGAGAAGUUAAUUGUCUCUUGCAAUGGGAAGCCUAUUCCCAUCCGGAGCUUCACAGUUCAACAGCUCCACCAAGCAACCAACAACUAUCAUAAUCAUCUGGGAACGUAUUGGUUCAAGGGUUCUCUUGAAGGACGACUUGUUCUUGUUAAACGAUUUCCUGACUCGAAAUUUUUGGCCGAUUUUGUAAUCAAUGAUUUAGUAAUCUCUGCACAGAUGAGUGCUCACGCUAAUGUGUUAAAACUCAUAGGGUGUUGUCUCGAGACUACAUCUCCCAUUUUAGUGUAUGAAUUUGCUGCCAAUGGCCUUCUUGCAGAUCGAAUUUAUUCCUCUCAUGUUAUUGAACGACAACAUCAAUUCAUGGCAUGGGAAAGAAGGUUAAAAAUUGCAAGGCAGAUUGCUUAUGCAAUUUCCUAUCUCCAUAUUGGGUUCUCAAGACCUGUCAUCCACAUGGCUAUAGAUAUGGAAAGUAUCUUAUUAGAUGAAAAUGAUGUUCCCAAAUUGUCCAACUUUUUGGUUUCCGUUUCAAUUCCUGAGGGUGAAACUGAGGUAGAAGCUGCUGGCGACUUCUGGUCUUUGAAGUUCAAAACCCCCGAGAUUGAAGCAACAGAUUCUAGCUUAACAGCAUACAUCCGUAACCAUGCUCAAGGUCGAUGCAUAAGCAAGAUUAUGGAUCCUACAAUUUUGGCAGAGCAGCAAUUACAAGCUGUGCUGGACCUCACCUUGAGAUGUACAGAGGAUGAUCCACAGAGAAGGCCAACUAUGGUAGAUGUCACCAAAGAACUAAGGCGGAUUGAGAGGUUUGUGCCAUAUGAUUAA
Quercus lobata is the source of this 907-nucleotide messenger RNA. RefSeq names its product non-functional pseudokinase ZED1-like. The record is from RefSeq and is a predicted model, not a curated record. The transcript has 2 exons. Lineage: Eukaryota; Viridiplantae; Streptophyta; Magnoliopsida; Fagales; Fagaceae. Gene Ontology annotation, biological process: cell surface receptor signaling pathway; protein phosphorylation. Gene Ontology annotation, cellular component: plasma membrane. Gene Ontology annotation, molecular function: protein serine/threonine kinase activity; ATP binding. The coding region runs from base 23 to 907 and encodes 294 amino acids.